AUGCUUACUCUCUUACGUCGACCAGUGGCCGUUGACCGCCUCACGAAUGGCCUUCUUGAAGGUUCAGCAUCAGGACUCAUGGGUCUGGCGUUUCCUGCCAUUGUUAGCACGAAAUCGACUCCAUUUUGGCAGCCUUUAGGAAGCCAGCUUGCCAAGGACGAGGAACCCGGAGGUGUGUUCACCCUUGGAGGAACAAAUUUGACGCUCUUUACUGGCGAGAUUGAUUUCCUCAAUAUGCCUUCGGGUACACCAACCUUUUGGCUUCUCACCAUGUCUGGUUAG
Molecule: messenger RNA, 282 nt
Organism: Laccaria bicolor S238N-H82
Lineage: Eukaryota; Fungi; Basidiomycota; Agaricomycetes; Agaricales; Hydnangiaceae
Exons: 2
Coding region: 1-282 (93 amino acids)
Source: RefSeq, a predicted model, not a curated record